AUGGGUUCUCUGGAGUGCUAUUUUUUGGAAGCCGUUAGUGGAGAUAGUUCUCUGGACUGUGAUGGACGGGUGCUUUGCGGAUGCAUAGCAACUCUCGGAAAGGAAAUCCUGCUCUUGCUGGAUCACAGAAUCAGAUUUUCGCCUCUGAAGUGCAGAGAUCAAAAGGCAAACGCAAAGAAAGAUCGAAAAGAAAAAAUGGAGGGCGAAAUAAACAACUUCAUAAAGGUAUGGUUCUCAGUCUUCGCAAGCCUUUCCUACUGCUAUGCAAUUAGUAAAGUAGUCUCCAAAGGUCCUACAAGACUCCUUUGUGUACUUCCAAUCGUCUGCUUCUUCAUCUUCCUUCCCCUCAAUCUCCAUUCCAUUCAUCUUGGAGGCACAACUGCAUUUUUCAUUGGCUGGCUUGCCAAUUUCAAGCUCCUACUGUUUGCUUUUGGUAAAGGCCCCCUCUGUUCUGACGACUCCAUCCCUCUGGGACGCUUUGUGGCUGUGGGCUGCUUUCCCAUCCAACAAAACAUACCUUCAAAACCAUUAAUGGAGAAACCCACAAACAGUACCCCAAACAAAACAAACCCUUCACCAACAUUAAUGUCACAUCUAAAUGGCCACCACAAAGAACACCCCAUUUCCAAUAAGUCAAGAGUUGACCAAAGAUUCCCUGUAGGGUAUGCAGUAAUGGGUUUGCUUUUGGCCCUUCUGGUACGUGUCUAUGACUAUAGUGAGCAUAUCCAUCCAAAGGUCAUAUUGCUUCUAUAUUGCUUGCACAUAUACCUUUUCCUUGAAGUCAUCCUAGCCAUGGUUGCAGCCCUGGCUCGAGCCCUACUAGGAGUGGAGCUAGAGCCACAGUUCAAUCAGCCAUACCUCACCUCCUCACUGCAAGACUUCUGGGGCAGGAGGUGGAACCUCAUGGUCACCAACAUCCUACGCAUCACUGUAUACGGUCCCACCCGCCAUGCCGCCACCCGUGUCAUCGGGCACAAGUACUUGGCCCAUAUUCUGGCCGUAUUCGCCACAUUCGUGGUGUCAGGGCUCAUGCACGAGCUCGUGUUUUACUACCUAGGGCGCUUGAGGCCAACGUGGGAGAUCACCUUGUUCUUCAUCCUCCACGGUUGUUGUUUGACAGUCGAGAUUCUCUUGAAGACAUGUUUCUCAGGCAGGUGGCGGAUGCCUCGGCUGAUCUCGGGGCCCCUGACAAUUGGAUUCGUGAUAGUCACCAGCUUUUGGCUGUUCUUUCCACAGUUCCUCCGGUUUAAGGCUGAUAAGAGAGCAUUUCGAGAAUAUGCUGCAUUGGGCGAAUUCGUGAACAACGUCACUAGCAGAAUCCGAUCGACCUCCGAGUUUCCAAAAAUGAAUUCAAGGUGAAAGUAGUCUCUGUGUAGUGUGUAAUAUCGCGCUUCGCUUUACAUUUAGCAGG
Messenger RNA from Juglans microcarpa x Juglans regia, 1411 nucleotides. RefSeq names its product acyl-CoA--sterol O-acyltransferase 1-like. The record is from RefSeq and is a predicted model, not a curated record. Gene Ontology annotation, biological process: lipid metabolic process. NCBI's taxonomy places the organism in Eukaryota, Viridiplantae, Streptophyta, Magnoliopsida, Fagales, Juglandaceae. Bases 1 to 1359 code for a protein of 452 amino acids. The transcript is spliced from 2 exons.